GGGCGGGGUUUGAAUAAGAAUGAGAGGUUUGCUGAAGUGGGGCACAAAAACGACCCAUCACGCAUUGAAGUCGAGCUGUAACGUGUUCUGACCCAUCUCGGUUCCCGGAUUUGUAUCUGAUCCGUGACAGAGCUGGAAUAAGACAUGCCAGCUCCACCCGUGGUUUAAUCGGAUAAGAAAUUUAAGCGGUGCGGUUUCACUGGUCAGACAAAGCGGCAACAGUUUUAGCUCGUUUUUAACCGUUAGAAAGGACACUUUUUGUUCCUGAUGUUGCUCUAAAGCUUCAGAAACGCAUUUAAAGCAUCAGCUUAAGAUGAAUCUACAGCUUGUUUUUAUAGCGGCUCUAUCAGCGGUCCUGUGUGUCAGCCGGGCUCAGCACGAUGUGAGCAUUUGCACCGCGGCCAACGCGCAGUCAUGUGGGGAGUGUAUCCAAGUCUCAGAGACGUGUGGAUGGUGUUCCGAUGAAAAGUUCCUCCAAGUGGGCGAGUCCAAGUCUGCUCGCUGCGAUGAUUUGAAGAGCCUGAAGGAAAGGAAAUGUGACGAGGUGAAGAUUGAGAACCCCCGUGGUGAGGUCACAAUCCUCAAGAACAAACCGGUUACCGUUCGCGUGGGCAACGUCAAACCCAAGCUCAAUGAGAUCACUCAGAUCCAACCUCAGAAACUCUCCCUGAAGCUCCGAUCUGGUGAGCCGCAGACCUUUAAGCUGAAAUUUAAGCGAGCGGAGGACUAUCCCAUCGAUCUUUACUACCUGAUGGACCUCUCCUUCUCCAUGAAAGAUGAUUUGGAAAACGUCAAGAACCUUGGCACUGACCUGAUGAAGGAAAUGAAGAAAAUCACGUCAGACUUCCGAAUCGGUUUCGGCUCCUUUGUCGAGAAGACGGUGAUGCCUUACAUCAGCACCACGCCAGCCAAGCUGCUCAACCCCUGCUCGGGGAACCAGAACUGCACUAGCCCCUUCAGCUACAAGAACGUCCUGAACCUGACAGACGACGGAGACAAGUUCAACAAUCUGGUCAGCCAGCAGCAGAUCUCCGGGAAUCUGGAUUCUCCAGAGGGGGGGUUCGACGCCAUCAUGCAGGUGGCGGUGUGCGAGGAACAAAUCGGCUGGAGGAACGUGACUCGUCUGCUCGUGUUUUCCACUGAUGCUGGUUUCCACUUUGCUGGGGACGGCAAACUGGGAGGCAUCGUGCUGCCCAACGAUGGGAAGUGCCAUCUGGAGAACAACUUUUACACCAUGAGCCACUAUUAUGAUUAUCCUUCCAUCGCUCAUCUGGUUCAGAAACUGGGCGAUCACAACAUCCAGACCAUCUUUGCUGUGACCGAGGAGUUCCAGCCCGUUUACAAGGAGCUCAAGAAUCUUAUUCCCAAGUCAGCUGUUGGCACUUUGUCGUCCAACUCCAGCAACGUGAUCAAACUGAUUAUUGAUGCCUACAAUUCUCUGUCGUCGGAGGUCAUUCUGGAGAACACCAAGCUGCCAGAAGGAGUUUUUCUGUCCUAUAAAUCCUUCUGUAAGAACAAUGUGGUGGGAACGGGCGACAACGGCAGGAAGUGCUCCAACAUCUCCAUCGGAGACGAGGUCGAGUUUGAAAUUUCCGUUACAUCCCAGAAGUGUCCAUCAAACGGGAAACCUGAAACCAUCAACAUAAAACUUCCGGGAUUCAGUGAGUUUGUGGAGGUGGUUCUGAAUUUUAUCUGCGACUGUGACUGUGCGGCGACGGGAGUGCCCAACAGUCCUGAAUGCAACAAGGGCAGCGGGACCUUGGAGUGUGGAGCCUGCAAGUGCAACGAGGGACAAAUCGGUCAGUUCUGUGAAUGCAGCCAAGAUGAAGUACAGACCAACGACAUGGACGCAAACUGUCGAAAAGACAACGGCACAGACAUCUGCAGCAACAACGGGGAAUGCGUCUGUGGUACCUGCAUCUGCAAGAAGCGUGAAAACCCUGCAGAGGUUUACAGCGGAAAGUACUGUGAUUGUGACAACUUCAACUGUGACCGCUCCAACAACAAGCUCUGUGGAGGACAUGGUCGCUGCGAGUGCAGGAAGUGCAUCUGUGAUGCCAACUACACGGGCAACGCUUGUGAGUGCUCCAUGGACAGCUCCACCUGCCUCGCUAAGAACGGGCAGGAAUGUAACGGCCGGGGAAAAUGUGAGUGUGGAGUCUGCAAAUGCUCAGACUCAAAGUUUCAAGGGCCGACCUGCGAACUCUGCCCCACCUGUCCAGGUGUUUGCACUGAGCACAAGGAUUGUGUUCAGUGUUUAGCCUUCAAGACCGGUGAGAAGAAGGACACGUGUCAGCAAGAAUGCACAAAGUACAAGCUGGAAAAAGUGACUGAACGGGAACGCCUGCCCCAGCCCACCGAUGAGCCCAUCCCUCGAGCCAUCUGCAAGGAGCGAGACGAAAACGACUGCUGGUUCUAUUUCACCCUGGCAGUCCAGGAGGAUGAUACGAAGCAGGUCCAUGUGCUGGAGAAGCCGGAGUGCCCGGCGGGACCUGACAUCAUCCCCAUCGUGGCCGGAGUCGUAGCGGGAAUUGUGAUGAUCGGACUCGCCCUGCUGCUCAUCUGGAAGCUGCUCAUGAUCAUCCACGACCGCAGAGAAUUCGCCAAGUUUGAGAAGGAGAAGAUGAACGCCAUCUGGGACACGGGCGAGAAUCCGAUCUACAAAAGCGCCGUAACGACUGUCGUCAACCCAAAGUACGAGGGCAAAUGACGGAGCUUUGCUCUUGCUGUGACAACACUGUAUGGAGAAGAAAAUGGGAUUGGAGGGUGGUGUAUUUUUUUAUGCUCACGUUGAUGUUUUAGUCGCCGAUGCAUUUUGCCACUGUUUGUUUUACUAAUGUGUUCUGAUCUCCUAUGCAUCAUCUGUGUAAAGUUUUGAGUGGAAAGUGAAAGAAUGUGCUUUUGUAAUUUGACCCUGCCUGAUCAUGAGAACCCAGCUGUGCCUUUUUAUUGUUUUACAUAAAAGCUAACAGUGUUGUGUGGAGGGCUGAAUCAGACGUUAAUGAGGAGUUUAUGGUUUUCUCGGUUCAGUUAGAGGCAGUCAGUCGACAUUUGGGGAAGAAAAAAGGAAACGGGCGAUCAAAGUCCUUCCUAUUGAUCUGCCUUCUGACCAAAGAUCUCGCUGUGUUUUUCUCACAUGGGAGGAUUAGUGAUCGCUCUUUUUAAACGCCUCUUUUGGAGCGUAGUGUGUUGUUGCUAAGCUGGCAGCUGUGAAAUGUGUUCAGGUUGUUCAAGGUUUUCUAUAAAGCCAUACAUGAAUUAGCCAGACAGGAGGAAUUGGUGGUGGUAGGUCUUUAGUUUCUCCUGAGUGACUUAGGUUUCCAGAACUGCCUUUUAAAGUGAAAGGACACCCAUUUACAGGAGAAUUACUGCUUCAGUUCCAGGUUUUAUUUCCUUAAUUUAAAAACAAACUCAGGUUCUUCAUUUCUAAUCAGCCGUACCAAAUAUUCCUUUUUCUGUAGCUAGAUUUUUGUUUUACCUGUGGAUUACAAACUGGAAGAGCAUCAACUUUCCUCUCUCUGUCAGUAAUUCCACCAUCUGUCUUUUUAUGUUUUCUCGAUCAAACGUUUUAUACUAAACAAUCAUGAUUAGUGAUAAAGAGAAAAAUGCCUGCAUCCUAAUUUUUUUGUCAUAGUUUAAAAGAAAAAAACUGUUUCAAAGUGCCUUUUGUUCAUUUUUGCCACAUGUUCAGGCAAUCUUUUCUGUAAUUAUUUAUUGAAUAAACCUUCAAAACAUUUGACCCCA
This is a messenger RNA of Nothobranchius furzeri (turquoise killifish), 3744 nucleotides long. Its product is annotated as integrin beta-1. NCBI's taxonomy places the organism in Eukaryota, Metazoa, Chordata, Actinopteri, Cyprinodontiformes, Nothobranchiidae. Gene Ontology annotation, cellular component: focal adhesion; integrin complex; cell surface. Gene Ontology annotation, molecular function: fibronectin binding; laminin binding; C-X3-C chemokine binding. The record is from RefSeq and is a predicted model, not a curated record. Gene Ontology annotation, biological process: integrin-mediated signaling pathway; cell migration; cell adhesion mediated by integrin.